Molecule: messenger RNA, 2031 nt
Organism: Cladophialophora immunda
Lineage: Eukaryota; Fungi; Ascomycota; Eurotiomycetes; Chaetothyriales; Herpotrichiellaceae
Exons: 2
Coding region: 372-1679 (435 amino acids)
Cellular component (GO): cytoplasm
Source: RefSeq, a predicted model, not a curated record
GAUUGAUAGACGGUGACCUCCUCUUACUCGCCCAGUAGUGACCAGCAGCCCGUCGAACCAGUAGAUGUGGGCAGUACAGACGCGCCUUUCUCCAUGUCGUUGGCCAGAUCUCUCUGCACAUGAGCAUUCUCUGCACAGCUGCCUGUUGAUUCUCCCCUUUUGCCAGUCAGUUCACGUCUCUACCCCUCGUGUUGUUGUCAGCCCUCCCUCACAGUUGCUCCUCUCACCUUAUCACAAGACCGCAUCGUAAUUCCCUCAUCUGCUGCUCACUUCGUAUCGGACCUCAGGUACUUCAGUGCGAUUGCAAGCCUCUCUGCGACUAUCUUGCCCCUCCUUCCGAUAUCUUGCUCACCCCGCGAGUGCCGCCCACAAUGGCGGCUACGUCCUACUCCACGGACCCGACACUCUACCUCUAUACCUCUCUAACAGCAGGCUCGUCUCACAUCAUUACCGCGACCUCAAGGCUAGAGACCAUCCUCAAAGCCAACAAGAUCCCGUUUCGGGCACUGGACUGUGCAACAGACGAGAAAGCGCGCAUGCUGUGGGGCAGAAGAUCUAAGGGAAGAAAGUUGCCGGGUCUGGUCAAAUAUGGAGAGAUUAUUGGUGAUCUCGAGCAAAUCGAAGAGUGGAAUGAGUACGGGGAGCUCAAAGAGCAAAUUUCUGCCACUCAAGAUUUUGGCAGCCUGACCGCCUCCACAAACCUGGCUCCGCAAGUUCCGCAAGUUCCAGCAACGAGCACUUCUUCGACUCCAUCAAGAUCAGGCCCGCCCUCUCGCGCUUCGUCCGAGACUCGCCACAUAUCUAUUGCGGAACCGCCAGAGAAAGAGAAGGAAAAGGCUACCGCGGCUGGAGAGGCAAAGCCAGCUUCGUCACAGAAAUCGGCUGAAAAUCCCAUGAAUGUGGCCAUUCGACAGUUAGGGGCGGAAGCCGCAGCCAAAGCAACACAAAAAAAGGCCGCUACUGCACAGCCUCCCAAAGCUGCAGCAAUCCCGGUCAAGGGACAGAGCACGACAGACCAAGUGCCCACGGCCGCAGCAGACAGAGUGGGCACAGAGGCAGCGGUGGAGUCGCCCGACACGGCGGCCGAAGUCACAGCAGCUAAAACGCCAGCUCAACUCGCCUCGGAAGGUGCAGCCAGAACAUCCGUCGACAAAAUCGCGGAGUCGGAAGACAAACUAGCUGCAGGUGCCGCCGAGGAUCCAUCGCCCUCGAAGGAAGAACAAAUUCUGGAGAUGCGGCGAACAAGCAGCGUUACAAAAUCCAAGUCGAGGUUAAGUGACGUUACACCCAUAGAAGAGAGCGACAAGGUUGUAGCAGAGCCGGAAGAGACGUCGACUGCGUCUCAAUCUUCAAUUGCUGUGCCAGAGAAGGAAGUCAGUUCCAGUUCUUCUACGAGUUUACCUUCGCAGGCAGCGCCACCUAGGCAGCACCGUGGAAGCGACAUUGGAGAAGCAACACCCGAAGAGAUUCGAGCGCUGGAGAAGGAGUUGAGUAUUCCGGAAGAGAAUGAUGAUGAAGAUGAUGAUGACGAUGGGGAGGAUGCGGUUGAGAUAGCGCAAAGCAAAGCAACCGAGGUGACGAGUACCGACAAGGCUGAGAACGAGGCUACAAAGGGCACGGAGCCACAGAAGACCGAGCCCAAAGACGCGGACAAGGCUGGUGUCAGCGUGGGCGACUAACUCACAAUCCGACAUGGGCUCUUUGCUGCAAGGCUGGGGCUGAUCGCAGCGGCUGCCAUGACUGGCGGUUGAUGUCGGAGCCCCUGAUCCAAGCGGACAGGACAUGGGUUUGGUUUGUUUACCGUGGCAAGUGGUACAAGGCAAAGGAGCGCAGCGCAGCAGGGAAGGGCAGAGCACAGCACAGCACAGCACCCCGAGAUUGAUGUCUGACGAUUGCUUUUGAUUUCGAUCUCGACGCUGCAGGCAUGUAGAUGCAAAUCCAAUCACUGAUGAAUUUUUGCGCCUUGGAUUUCCUCAACGCCCUGGACUCCCCUCCUUUGCGUCCUGCUUAUGUACCUGUUACCUCUGUUUC